This is a messenger RNA of Oryza brachyantha (malo sina), 1332 nucleotides long. Its product is annotated as isoaspartyl peptidase/L-asparaginase 1. The transcript has 4 exons. The coding region runs from base 142 to 1113 and encodes 323 amino acids. The record is from RefSeq and is a predicted model, not a curated record. Gene Ontology annotation, molecular function: hydrolase activity. NCBI's taxonomy places the organism in Eukaryota, Viridiplantae, Streptophyta, Magnoliopsida, Poales, Poaceae.
GGCCGGCCGGCCACUAGGGCACUAACUAGUGGCGGCAGUUGGCGUGACGUCAUCCAUCGAGCAUAUACUACUAGUUUUUGUUGGCUCAGCUCGCUCGCUGCUGCGCCGCGCACUCACUCUAUCGAUCCAUCCAUCGGAUCCAUGGGGUGGGCGAUCGCGCUGCACGGCGGCGCCGGGGACAUCCCGCGCUCGCUGCCGCCCCACCGGAGGGACCCCCGCCUCGCCACGCUCCGCCGCUGCCUCGACCUCGGCACCGCCGCCCUCCGCGCCGGCCACCCCGCCCUCGACGUCGUCGAGCUCGUCGUGAGGGAGAUGGAGGACUGCCCGCACUUCAACGCCGGCGUGGGCUCCGUGCUCACCACCGACGGCACCGUCGAGAUGGAGGCCUGCGUCAUGGACGGCAACACCAUGCGCUGCGGCGCCGUCUCCGGCCUCUCCACCGUCGUCAACGCCGUCUCGCUGGCCAGGCUCGUCAUGGAGAAGACGCCCCACAUCUACCUCGCCUUCCACGGCGCCGAGGCCUUCGCCAGGGAGCAGGGCGUGGAGACUAGGGACCCAAGCCACUUUAUCACGGAGGAAAACAAAGAGAGGCUCAGACAAGCAAGAGAAGCCAACAGGGUGCAGAUCGACUACACCGAACCAAUUAAAGGCCAAGAAGCCCAAGCCCCUCCCGAGGACGACAACAGCCGGAUCGGCACGGUGGGCUGCGUGGCCAUCGACUCCGCCGGCAACCUGGCGACGGCGACGUCCACCGGCGGGCUGGUGAACAAGAUGGUCGGCAGGAUCGGGGACACCCCGGUGAUCGGCGCCGGGACGUACGCCAACCGGCUGUGCGCCGUCUCCGCCACGGGCAAGGGCGAGGCCAUCAUCCGGCACACGGUGGCGCGGGACGUGGCGGCCGUGAUGGAGCACGCGGGCCUCUCCCUCCAGGACGCCGCCGCGCGCGUGGUGGCCGGCGUGCCGCCGGGCAACGUCGGGCUGGUGGCCGUGUCGGCCGCCGGCGAGGUGAGCAUGGUGUACAACACCACCGGCAUGUUCAGGGCGUGCGCCACGGAGGGCGGUCGCUCCGAGGUGGGCAUCUGGCCUGACGACGACGACGACGGUGCUCGUUAGUGUCAGCGAGACGACCAUUUGAGUGUGCUUGAUUUGAUGAUUACGUGUUCUCCAAUCUUCAUUGGGCAAUUUGAAGCAGGAAGCUAUCUUUCCAUUUGUGUGCUACUAAUUUGUGCGAUGUUUCAGUUUUUGAGUUGGUUUAGGACAUUUCGAUUGGGGCUGGAUUUGGUGUGUCAGACAAUCAGCUCAAUUUAUAACCAAAGUACCAUUUUGUGUUGC